GAGCACAAGGUCCUCCUGACGGGGACGCCGCUGCAGAACACGGUGGAGGAGCUCUUCAGCCUCCUCCACUUCCUGGAGCCCUCCCAGUUCCCCUCCGAGGCCGAGUUCCUCAAGGACUUUGGAGACCUGAAGACCGAGGAGCAGGUCCAGAAGCUCCAAGCCAUCCUCAAACCCAUGAUGUUGAGGAGGUUGAAGGAGGACGUGGAGAAGAACUUGGCCCCCAAGCAGGAGACCAUCAUCGAGGUGGAGCUGACCAACAUCCAGAAGAAGUACUACAGGGCCAUCUUGGAGAAGAACUUCUCCUUCCUGUCCAAGGGGGCCGGUCACACCAACAUGCCCAACCUCCUCAACACCAUGAUGGAGCUCCGCAAGUGUUGCAACCAUCCCUACCUCAUCAACGGAGCCGAGGAGAAGAUCCUGGCCGAGUUCCGGGAGUCCUGCCACCACCACGUGCCCCCAGACUUCCACCUGCAGGCCAUGGUCCGCUCGGCCGGCAAGCUGGUCCUCAUCGACAAGCUCCUGCCCAAGCUGAAGGCCGGUGGCCACAAGGUCCUCAUCUUCUCCCAGAUG
Molecule: messenger RNA, 570 nt
Organism: Merops nubicus (carmine bee-eater)
Lineage: Eukaryota; Metazoa; Chordata; Aves; Coraciiformes; Meropidae
Product: chromodomain-helicase-DNA-binding protein 8-like
Exons: 3
Molecular function (GO): ATP binding; ATP-dependent chromatin remodeler activity
Source: RefSeq, a predicted model, not a curated record